This is a messenger RNA of Cavia porcellus (domestic guinea pig), 1489 nucleotides long. RefSeq names its product zinc finger CCHC domain-containing protein 17-like. Bases 110 to 730 code for a protein of 206 amino acids. Lineage: Eukaryota; Metazoa; Chordata; Mammalia; Rodentia; Caviidae. Gene Ontology annotation, molecular function: RNA binding; zinc ion binding. The record is from RefSeq and is a predicted model, not a curated record. The transcript has a single exon. Gene Ontology annotation, biological process: RNA stabilization.
AUAUUAGAAAAUCAAGGAGCAAUGCAGCGGCUUUGAGAUUCGGAGCUGACGCCUAGAUACCUGAAUUAGCUUUAACAGAAGAGAAAUGGAGGAGCCAUAGAACAUAAGGAUGAAUUCAGGAAAGCCUGAAACCAUGGAAAACUUGCCUGAUCUCUACACUAUUUUCCAAGGAGAGGUUGCUAUGGUGACAGACUAUGGAGCCUUUAUCAAAAUUCCAGGCUGUCGAAAGCAAGGUCUGGUCCAUCGAACUCAUAUGUCAUCUUGUCGAGUAGAUAAGCCCUCUGAGAUAGUAGAUGUCAGAGACAAAGUAUGGGUGAAGCUUAUUGGCCGAGAGAUGAAAAAUGAUAGGAUAAAAGUAUCCCUCUCCAUGAAAGUUGUCAACCAAGGGACUGGGAAAGACCUUGAUCCUAACAACGUUAUUAUUGAACAAGAAGAGAGGAGGAGGAGGUCCUUCCAGGAUUACACUGGGCAGAAGAUCACACUCGAGGCUGUCCUUAAUACUACCUGCAAGAAGUGUGGCUGUAAAGGCCACUUCGCAAAAGAUUGUUUCAUGCAGCCUGGUGGGACCAAAUAUUCUCUGAUACCCGACGAGGAAGAAGAGAAAGAAGAAGCAAAGUCAGCAGAAUUUGAGAAGCCUGACCCCACAAAGAACUCGUCUAGAAAAAGAAAGAAGGAAAAGAAGAAAAAGAAACAUAGAAACAAGAAGCAUAAGAAGAAACACAAGGAGUGAGAGUAGGAGAGAGUGGGGAUGGGGUGGGUGAGAGAAUAUGGAUCCAGGAGCUUUGUGACUUAAAGCCUGGCUCCUAGAAACAAUCGAUAGUGAGAAUAUGACUCCUUACCCCAGUGACUUUGCCAUGGGAGAUGGCUUUCCCUCAUGCAGCAGGCAGGUUUGGGAGUUGAGGUCAAAAGCAGUUGCCUGAAUAUGUUUCCGCAUUGCACCUGAUCCCUUUGCAAGUGACCCCUGCAGCCCACCCAUUCAUUCACCCAACUUCCUUCACUCAGCAGGUGGUCCUUUACCCAGCUGCCACUGCCAGAGCUGGAUUCAUUCACCCAACUUCCUUCACUCAGCAGGUGGUCCUUUACCCAGCUGCCACUGCCAGAGGGGAUCCUGGCUGAAGCCACAGGUACUGCUGUGGAGGUGAGACUGGCUGUAGUUGAAGGACAGAAUGAUUGCCCCUUCCUGUCAGACUGUCUUGGGCCAGUUGGCUUAUGGUCUCUGCCACCCACACAGGAACAGCAGGACAGUGGCAGUAGGAGAGAGAAUGUAGCAAAAAGUGGUGCUCACUUUUUACAUUCUCAACAUGGUUCUACUGUGCUAGAAGUGACAGCCAGUAGCCAGUCAGAAAAUGAUAUUUUGCAGUGUGACUCAUUCUGUGUAUGACAUUCCACCAGACUACUGAACCAGACAUCUGAGGCCAAGAUCAUUCUAUGUAUUACUGUGAGUCUACUGGUUCUACUUCAAGUCUCUGCUUAAAUUCCUGGCACUAAA